AUGGCCAUUGAUCAUGUUUGCAUUAAUUAUGCUUCUGGUUACAUUCACCAUGCUACUAUCAAAGAUUUGACGUUUGACACAAAAUACUUCUAUGAAGUUGCGUCUAAUGAAGUUACCCGUCAGUUCUCCUUCACAACUCCUCCCAAGCCAGGACCUGACGUUUCUUACACCUUUGGUGUCAUAGGUGACUUGGGACAAACUGCAGAUUCCAAUCGAACUCUAGAGCAUUAUAUGUCGAACCCAAUAAAAGGCCAAGCUGUGCUAUUUGCUGGUGAUCUUUCAUAUGCUGAUGAUCACCCUAACCAUGACAAUACCAAGUGGGAUACAUUUGGUCGUUUCAUUGAGAAGAGCGUUGCGUACCAACCCUGGAUUUGGAGUGCAGGCAAUCAUGAAAUUGACUUAGCUUCUAAUUUGGAAGAAACCGAUCCUUUCAAGCCAUAUUUGCACCGCUAUUAUGUACCCUACAAGGCAUCCCAGAGUACUUCCCCAUUUUGGUAUUCAAUUAAGCGUGCAUCGACAUAUAUCAUUGUUCUUUCUUCUUACUCAGCCUAUGAUUGCAGAGCACUGGAGUUGCCGAGUUGCUUGCCAUCAGUUUCAUUCAGGGGAAGGCCAAUAAUGGAAAGGAAGGUAUUAGUUUGCCUUCAAGACCCAGUAUCUAGACUGUGGCCAGUCAUCUACCAUGAGAAACAGGGUAUCAAAGUUUUGGCAAGUGGUUGGGAAGCAUUUUGUAAGGCAAAUCGCAUUCAGGUUGGAGAUGAAUGUGCUUUUGAAAUUGAGGAUGUGUCUGAGUGCAUUUAUAAGGUUAAUGUUGAUAGGAAGUAA
This is a messenger RNA of Camellia sinensis, 822 nucleotides long. The record is from RefSeq and is a predicted model, not a curated record. NCBI's taxonomy places the organism in Eukaryota, Viridiplantae, Streptophyta, Magnoliopsida, Ericales, Theaceae.